Molecule: messenger RNA, 243 nt
Organism: Insectozyma verbasci
Lineage: Eukaryota; Fungi; Ascomycota; Pichiomycetes; Serinales; Debaryomycetaceae
Source: the annotation of a GenBank genome assembly
AUGAGACCUUCAAUUAUUAGAGCACAACAACAAGCAUUGAAAAAUAUGAUUGUUCCUCAAUAUAAGUAUUAUAUUAAAAGAAUACCCCAAGUUGGUAUUUGGUUUGGUAGUUUGAUGGCAUUUUUAACUUGGCCUCACUUGUGGGCCGAAGUAUCAAAUGUAAUGAAUAAUGCACCAGGUAAUAGAGGUUUAUUUUACGUUACAAGAGAAGAAAUGUUAGGUGGUGAUAAACACAAACAUUAA